This is a messenger RNA of Paramecium sonneborni, 1667 nucleotides long. Lineage: Eukaryota; Ciliophora; Oligohymenophorea; Peniculida; Parameciidae. The record is from the annotation of a GenBank genome assembly.
AUGAAUAUUAAAGUUAAGUUUCCUAAUGGACAUUUUUUAGAGUUCUAAUGUCCUGAUCAUUGGACUACUGAAUAAGUAUUAUUCAACUAUAUCAUAGAUUCGCUGUUUCACUGCUAAAAACUAGUCUUUUUAUGAUCCAGAUGCUAUUAAAUUAUAUCAUGGUGGUGUGGAAUUAAUUGGAAAUGAAAAGUUAUAUGAAAUUGCAAAAAAAUAUGAACAAAUUGUAUUCUUAAUAGGAACAACUACUAAAAAAUUACCUUUAUAAACAAACAAGUAAUUGAUCUAUCUAGAAUACACUAAAAAUAUACAAAGACUUCACAAUAUCAAUUAAAAUACUUCAACUAAUUUCUAACCUAUCAUGAGUUAUAUGCCAAUCAUGGGAAUUAAGUUUUCACAAAAGAAUGAAGAAAAAAUUCAAAAAACUCAAUAAUAAAGGAGAUAAGGUAUAUAUUCAAUUUUAGAAAUUAGAUGAUAGAGAUACACCCAUGUAACAAGAGAUCUUUUUCCAUUUCAAAAUGAUUUGUUACAUUGGAGCAUUUUAUACUUUGUUUAGUUCUUAUUUUAAAGGCUAGAAUUAUUAUUAUCUAUUAGUUAUUAUUGGAAUAUUCUAUUGGAUCAAAUAUCAAGAAUUUAAGGCACAAUUAAGACAAUAAUAAUAAUUAUUAUAAAGACAACAAUAACAAUAACAAGAAUAAUAAAGAGAUAUAAAUUAAGAAUAAUAAUAAUAAUAAUAAUAAUAGUAAUAAUAAUAAUAAUAAUAAUAGUAAUAGUAAUAGUAAUAGUAAUAGUAAUAGUAAUAGUAAUAGUAAUAGUAAUAGUAAUAGUAAUAGUAAUAAUAAUAGUAAUAAUAAUAAUAAUAGUAAUAAUAAUAGUAAUAAUAGUAAUAAGAUUAUGCACAGAAUAAACGGUAAGAUUAAAUGAUAAAUAAACAUAAUCCUAAUAACAGUUCUAAAUCAAAUGAUUUGAAUUUUGAAUAAAAAGUAGAAUAAUAAGAAAUACUUGAUGAACUUGAUUCAUUCAAGGAUUAAGAUAAUGAAUUAGAUUUUUAAAUCAAUAAUAAAGAACAUUUAUAAGAUUUUUUAAUUAGACAGGCUAAAAUAUUAUAAGAAUAAGAAUUGUAGAGAGAUUAAUAAUUAAAUAAAAUAGAAAUAAAUGAAGUUAGACAAGAAUACAAAGAAUAAGAUAAUUAAGGGCAAAUCAAGAUAUAAAAAUAAUAAGAAAAUUAUUAGUAAGAAACUCAAGAAUAAAUAAAAGGAGAAGAAGAAGAAGAAUUACUUUUUGAUGAAAAAUAAUUUCAUGAAAACAUUGAGGAAUUAAGUAGUAAAGGAGUUAAUUAACCAGAUAAUGAAAAUAUUUAAACCUAAAAAAUUUAAAAAGAAAAAGAUGAAAAUUAGAUAGAAGAAUAAAAAGUAAAUGAAAAUACUGAGGAAAAUAUUUAAGAGAUUGAAUAUGAAAAAUAAUAAAAGGAUGAAUAAGAUGAAGAACCUGAGUUAGAAGAAGAAGUUCGAAAACUUAAAUAAUAAUAAUAAUGUAAUACUUUUAAAAAUAAUUAAUUAGAAAAGAAAAGAACUUUUAGUUCAUUUUUUAAAGCAGUUUUUGAAUUAAUUUACUGUUAUAUAAUGUCUUUAUUUCCAUUUUGGCAUGUAGGAUUAUAUCAAUAAGAAUGA